Molecule: messenger RNA, 323 nt
Organism: Staurois parvus
Lineage: Eukaryota; Metazoa; Chordata; Amphibia; Anura; Ranidae
Source: the annotation of a GenBank genome assembly
UCUCCUGCCAGCAAGAACAUGCUGCUGUGUAUUUAUCUGCAUAGCAGCAUAGCAGAGAAAUAAACAGCAGCAUGUUUCCCAAGUAAAACACAGUACAACACAUGUUGUAAAACAGCACACAGUUAACCCUUUGAUCACCCCAGAUGUUAAUCCCUUCCUGCUCAGUAUCAUUAGUACAGUGUCAGUGCUAUUUAUUAGCACUGAUCACUGUAUUAGUGUCAUUGAGAUGUCAGUGGCAGUUAGUCAGUUCCCACCCAGUGUCAAAAUGCCGGCUGCAGUCCCGCUAUAAGUUGCUGAUCGCCGCCAUUACUAGUAUAAAAAGA